UUUUUAAGAUUGUUGUUGUUGCAAAUAUUUUUUUUCUGCUCUACCAUUAUUCAUGUUUUGGACUAAGAGUUCCGAGCAGCUCAGAGAAGUAUGCACAGUAGCACGAAUAUUAACGAUAGCUAUUGUAUUGUCCGCACAAAUCAGUACCUGGAAUAUUUUCAACCGGUGUAAAGCUCUAUUCAUAGCACUCGAGAAAAUGUCUGUUAAUAUAGUGAUUUGAACACCGGUAGGAUGCAUACAGCUGCUCAAAUUUUUAUCAUUACGAUUUUGUGUUUAGCAUUCGGAGUCCUGCUUUUCUUACAAAGUUUGAGUAGUAUAAAUACUAAGAAAAACAAUGUGGAGUUUCCUGGCUCUCAACAGGAAAUUGUCAAACGAGAUUGCGAUGAGGAAAUGGUUUACAGCGUUGACGACAUGCAAUGCGACAAAAUAUGUAAAGGUCCGAACCUGUUUCGUGUGAAAAAUGGUGCUUGCGUCAAUUCACUAGCGAUAGAUAUCGAACACCCGUUGAACGUAUGCGAUCCGAAGAAGGGGGUGCUUGCCUAUUUGCUCGGCGAUCCUCAAUUUGGAACCGCGAAAUCAACGUGUUUGAGCAUUGAUAUGGGAAUCCAACCCGAUGAUGGUAGAAACAACAUUAUGUGCCUGAAUGGCACUAUUAAAAUUGAUUAUACUAAAAAGUUCCCUCAACUAGAAGACUGUCACUGUCGUAGCGGGGAUAAGCUCAUCAUUAUACCGAGCACCAGUACUAUCCGCGCACAUGGAAUAUGUGUUGCCAAAGCCUUAAGCAAUUUGUAUGAAUUCAAUGAGCUCGUGUACAAAAAGUUCUGAGAUUUUUGGUACCUCAUCAUAUCAUAAUUCGGGAAAGUAAUGAUCAUAAAUGGCUCGCUCGUUGCUUCGCGCGCAAAACGGAUUAGUCCUAAAAGCGACCAUUACUUGGUUCAUCUUGGCAAGUUCUUUUGAAUCAGUGUAUUUAUUUUCUACUAAAGACUUGUCCAAAGAUCAGAUGUAUAAAGAUCGCUUGGAAACGAACUACUUCUCAGAAGUAAAGUUCAACAGGGAGUCACCGUGAGCACCAAUCAACGUUGAAUUUGUCACGAUUACAUACAAUCGCUAAUACAAAACAUAUCUAGUUAUAACGGGAAAAAAGCUAACUAAAUCUGUUUCAGUCUGUCCGUCGAAUCAAUCGCUCGGGCACGUUUGGAGUUUCACUUUGUCGUGAAUAUCAAAACAAGAUAACGACUCGACUGCUAAAUGCUAAUUCAUCAAUGUUUCUCGGUAUGGUCGUACGAAACUGGAACUUCGUUUUGCCGCAUGACGAACAAAAAGACAUUUGCUUAUGGUAUAUGUAGUUUGGAUGAAUCUUUGACUUGUGGAUGAAUAAUAUUGGCGGCGUGUAUAAUAUAGUGCUUGGAGUGUGCUUUUUAGAAUUGAAUAGUGCAACGAAGUAGGGUUGAAUGAAUUACAUUAUCGCUAAUUAGCGUAAGGAUUACCCCGUAAAAUUCACAACGAUCAUUUGACUGAUACGUAUUUUU
Molecule: messenger RNA, 1529 nt
Organism: Venturia canescens
Lineage: Eukaryota; Metazoa; Arthropoda; Insecta; Hymenoptera; Ichneumonidae
Exons: 1
Coding region: 232-825 (197 amino acids)
Source: RefSeq, marked provisional